UAUUAGCGAACUAGUUUUUGGCACCGUAGAGAUUCAGGGAUAGGUGUGUGUAAGGAGCAUAUUAAGUUAGAACAACAUGAGAGGCGAGAAGAGCUACUCUUGAUCAUUUGACCUUACAUAUAUAGUUAGUUAUAUUUAAGCAGGAUGGAAUGAUCGAGAUUAGCACUUUUCAUGCCGUCGCCUAAUACGCUCUAUAUAUCCAAGACUUACUCCUAAAUGUUAUGGGAAGGGAAGUUACUGGCAUACAGGUUAUGGAAAAGAAGCCAAAUGGUGCCAUAGCGGCUUCAAAUGGCAGUUUAAGUGAUAGAAUGCGUGUUUCUCCCAAAAUUGCAGCAAUGGUUCAAGCAAUGGAUCAUGAGAUAAAGGAAUCUGCUGAAGCUAAUUCGUUUGAGAAACAUCACGAGAGGAAAGAUAGUUUGAGUGCCAAAAACACAAAAUUAAAUGCUGGCUUGCCAGAAGAGGAGAAUGAGAAAUCUGAUCAGGUUCCAAGCCCCUCUGCUCCACAGCCAUCUGAUCAGGUUACUGAAAAGCAUGUCACCCAUGCACAGGCUGUUGAUACUGAAGCUGAUGCAAGUGGUGUGAACUUAUCUCCUAAAUCUAACAAUAUACAGUCGCCUAAUUCCUCUAAGAAUUCAGAGCCAAGCUCACCUUUUUCACCAAGGAAGUCCUUGCAUCAUGAUGAUAAGAAGCACCAUGAUGAUGAAGAUAAUUGGUCUGUUGCUUCCUCUAGCGUUGCAUCUGCACGCACUGCCAAAUCUAAGGUAACUGUAGGUUCAGCCCCUACUUUUAGAUGCUCGGAUCGUGCAGAGAAACGGAGGGAGUUUUAUCUGAAGUUAGAGGAGAAACAUCGAGCUCUUGAAGAAGAAAAAAACCAGUAUGAGGCAAGGAAAAAGGAAGAGGAAGAUGCAGCCAUUAAACAGUUGAGAAAGAACCUGGUCGUCAAGGCAAAACCAGUACCAAACUUCUACUAUGAGGGGCCACCCCCCAAGACUGAACUCAAGAAGCAGCUGCCACUGACUCGCCCCAAGUCACCAAAACUGUCCCGGAGAAGGAGCUGUGGUGAUGCUGCUGGCGUAUUUCCAGAAAUUUCUUCUCGAGGACGUCACAGUGUUGGCAAUAACCCAAAACAUGGUAGCCUUGUCCCUCCAAAAAACAAGGACCUGGUCACUGGACGCAACAGCAAUGGCACUAGCAAAACCAAAGAACGACCAAAACUGGAUAAGGAAACAAAAACAGCUCCUCCUAAAAUCACUGAGCAGACAAAUGCGGACAUAUCGGUCCAAUCAUGAGCUUCCCAGGAUUUUACUGACCUCCAGCUGAGAGGAAAAUAGCCUUCAUUGUCUUAACAGAUGGAUACUUUGCAGAAAAGAUGGCCUAAUUUUCUUUUCAUCCGGACUGACAUUUUUAUGUGAUUUGCUUGUUUUUUUUUUUUUUUUAAACUUGGAAGUGUAUAUGUUUUGUAAGUUAUAUCGGCAGCAUUGUUUUAUAUAUAAAAAAUAGUUAAUGUAAGAUGUAUGUACCGAUGUACGAAAUUUGAUAUCCUCAGAUUGCUCCAGACAUGGUUAGGGAAAUUUAUAUGAAAUAUAUUCCUUUAUUUGUAGGAUCUAUAACUUAGAAUUAGGUGGUAAUAGGAGCUGGAUUUCAGGAUUUGGCAUUACUUAGUAGAACAACACAUCUUCAAUCUUGAUUCUUGAUCUAGUGAUACUUGUUAAAACAAUGGAUAUUUCUACAAUUUGAUUAAUCCAGAACUCAGCUUAGAUUU
This is a messenger RNA of Glycine soja, 1762 nucleotides long. Its product is annotated as protein WVD2-like 1. Gene Ontology annotation, biological process: microtubule cytoskeleton organization. The record is from RefSeq and is a predicted model, not a curated record. The coding region runs from base 222 to 1289 and encodes 355 amino acids. Gene Ontology annotation, molecular function: microtubule binding. Lineage: Eukaryota; Viridiplantae; Streptophyta; Magnoliopsida; Fabales; Fabaceae. The transcript is spliced from 7 exons.